This is a messenger RNA of Diospyros lotus (date-plum), 660 nucleotides long. RefSeq lists its product as uncharacterized. The transcript has a single exon. The record is from RefSeq and is a predicted model, not a curated record. Bases 1 to 660 code for a protein of 219 amino acids. Lineage: Eukaryota; Viridiplantae; Streptophyta; Magnoliopsida; Ericales; Ebenaceae.
AUGGAUUCAGAUUCACCAUUUACAGUAGUUGCACCACCUGUAUUUGAUGGUGAAAAUUAUCAAGUCUGGGCAGUUAGAAUAAAGGCUUACUUGGAUUCAAGUGAUCUUUGGGAGGCUGUUGAAGUGGAUUACGAGAUUCCUCCAUUGCCUAACAAUCCAACACUUGCUCAAAUCAGACAUCACAAAGAAAGAAGGCAAAGGAAGUCAAAGGCAAAAUCAUGCCUGUUUUCUGCUGUCUCAUCAACAAUCUUUACCAGGAUUAUGACCCUAAAAUCAGCCAAGGAAAUCUGGGACUUCCUCAAGCAAGAGUAUGAAGGCAAUGAGAGAGUCAAAGGAAUGGAAGUGCUGAAUUUGAUCAGGGAAUUUGAGAUGCAGAAGAUGAAAGAGUUAGAAACAAUUAAGGAGUAUGCUGACAGGCUCCUCAGCAUUGCUAAUCGGGUAAGAUUGUUGAAAUCUGAAAUGCCUAAUAGUAGGAUUGUACAAAAAAUCCUAGUUACAGUGCCUGAAAAAUUUGAGGCAACAAUUUCCUCAUUGGAGAAUUCUAAAGAUCUGUCAAGUAUUACUUUGGCAGAAUUAUUAAAUGCAUUGCAGACACAAGAACAAAGAAGACUCAUGAGGCAAGAAGGUGCAAUUGAAGGUGCCCUACAAGCUAAGUUCUAA